GCCACUAGCUGUCCUCUACCUCACAAACACCUCCGCGCGUGAGUGGUAGAGUUACUUCCCCUGGCUACCCCUCCACAACACCAGUAUCGUCCGCCCUCCCGCAUCUACCAUCUGUUGCGGCCAUGAAGGGGACUCCCAGCAACUUGGACACCCUGCUGUGGGUCUACCACUUCCACAGCUCCACCGAGGUGGCCCUACAGCCUCCGCUUCUGUCUUCCCUGGAACUUGCUGUGGCCGCAGCUCACGAAUAUCUGGUCCAAAGGUUCAGAGAACUUAAGUCCCAGGAGCUCCUGGAAUCCAAUAAGCCGCCUGCCCAGAAGACCACCUUGGGGCUGGUGCUAAGAGAAGCUGCCACCAGCAUCAUGAACUUUGGAGCCACCUUGUUAGAGAUCUCAGUCCUGUGGCUACAACAGGAAGUGCUGAACAGCAGCGACGGCUGCCUGAGCGCAGCCCCGAACACUGGGGAUCCGGGUAGGGCACUGGCCCGCGUAGCCCUGGCUGCAGGGCAGGGGAUUCGGCAAGCUGGAGCAGCAGCUGGCGCAAGUGUCCGGUACCUGAUUCAGGGGGCGUGGCUGUGCCUGUGCGGACGCGGUUUGCACGGGUCCACCUCAUCCCUGCAACAAACCCUACGCCAGCUGGGCCUUGGGGUCCCCGGGGAUCCGAGAUACCCGGGAGACCUCAAGGUGGCAUCCAACAGCAGUGAGGAGAACGGGGGACCAGAUAAUCCAUCACUGUCCCAGCCCCACCCUGUGUCCAAAUAAAAACCCAGAACGGGA
This is a messenger RNA of Myodes glareolus (Bank vole), 776 nucleotides long. RefSeq names its product chromosome 9 C17orf107 homolog (gene C9H17orf107). The record is from RefSeq and is a predicted model, not a curated record. Lineage: Eukaryota; Metazoa; Chordata; Mammalia; Rodentia; Cricetidae.